Messenger RNA from Capra hircus (goat), 3235 nucleotides. It is a transcript of the gene NPY1R, whose product is annotated as neuropeptide Y receptor Y1. Bases 768 to 1919 code for a protein of 383 amino acids. The transcript is spliced from 4 exons. Gene Ontology annotation, cellular component: neuron projection; plasma membrane. Lineage: Eukaryota; Metazoa; Chordata; Mammalia; Artiodactyla; Bovidae. Gene Ontology annotation, molecular function: neuropeptide Y receptor activity; neuropeptide binding. The record is from RefSeq and is a predicted model, not a curated record. Gene Ontology annotation, biological process: G protein-coupled receptor signaling pathway.
CGCGUGGCCGGACAGUGCGCGCGGCUGUCCGCGCUGCCUCUCGAAUUCGCCGGGAGCCUCCGGCGAGACCACGGAGAGGGUGCGGGGGGCUGCGGCGCACCCGGGCUGUCACGUGUCUGGGAUUAGGUGGAGCUCAGCUUCAGGGGCGGCUCUUUCCUUCCCCACCGAUCUUUAGGAUUUGUGCCGGAGAAACACCCACGAUCUUUCCACUCCACUCCACUCCGUUCCCUUCCGCGACCGUCCUUUUCGCUUUAAUAAACGGGCCAAAAGACGGAUCCAGCAGAGAGGGGCUUUCAGAUGUGCCUUCCCACCAAGAUGCCAGGGAAAGCAUAACUUGCCAGGUGGCACCCGGGCAGGGGAAGCGCAGAGCUUUCCUGGCUCUGCCUGAACGGGAAACCCCAGCCACAGUGUUGCUUCCCCGGGGAGAGCAGAAAGCUGUCUGCCCGGUUGCGUUGCAUACCGAUGACCAAAGACCUGCUGCUUUUCGGGGGGUGACUACUGCUUUAUUAGUCUUUCCUUAUUGUUAUGCGGCAGCUGUCUGUUGAGCAAGCCCUCCCGGAAGGGAAAAAAAAAAACCAGAAUUAUGUAACUCACGUCCAUGAACUAGAAAUAACUUUGCUUAUUAACAGAGUUAACUUGAUUGUUCAGUUCAAGGGAAUGAAGAAUUCAGAAUAAUUUUGAUAAAUGGAUUUUAAUAUAGAGAAUAAAAAUAAUUUGAGUCUUUGUCCAUUUGUCUAAAGUCAUCUAUAACAGUCAAACCAGUCAAAAUGAAUUCAACAUCAUUUUCUCAGGUGGAAAAUCAUUCAAUCUAUUAUAACUUUUCAGAGAAGAAUUCCCGGUUUUUGGCUUUCGAAAAUGAUGAUUGUCAUCUGCCCUUGGCCAUGAUAUUCACGUUAGCACUUGCUUAUGGAGCUGUGAUCAUUCUUGGGGUCUCUGGAAACCUGGCUUUGAUCAUCAUCAUCUUGAAGCAAAAAGAGAUGAGAAAUGUCACCAACAUCCUGAUUGUGAACCUUUCCUUCUCAGACUUGCUUGUGGCCAUCAUGUGUCUUCCCUUCACAUUUGUCUACACGCUGAUGGACCACUGGGUUUUUGGUGAGGCAAUGUGCAAGUUGAACCCCUUUGUGCAGUGCGUUUCCAUCACUGUGUCCAUCUUCUCUCUGGUCCUUAUCGCCGUGGAACGGCAUCAGCUGAUUAUCAAUCCUCGGGGUUGGAGACCAAGUAAUAGACAUGCAUACGUAGGUAUUGCGGUCAUCUGGGUCCUUGCUGUGGCUUCUUCUCUGCCCUUCCUGAUCUAUCAAGUAUUGACAGAUGAGCCCUUCCAAAAUGUGACCCUUGAUGCGUUCAAGGACAAAUACGUCUGCUUUGAUAAAUUUCCAUCAGACUCUCACCGGCUGUCUUAUACCACUCUCCUCUUGGUGCUACAGUACUUUGGCCCACUCUGUUUUAUAUUUAUUUGCUACUUCAAGAUAUACAUACGCUUAAAAAGAAGAAACAGCAUGAUGGACAAGAUGAGAGACAAUAAGUACAGGUCCAGUGAAGCCAAAAGAAUCAACGUCAUGCUGCUGUCCAUCGUGGUGGCAUUUGCCGUCUGCUGGCUGCCUCUCACCAUCUUCAACACUGUGUUUGACUGGGACCAUCAGAUCAUUGCUACCUGCAACCAUAAUCUGUUGUUCCUUCUCUGCCACCUCACAGCCAUGAUCUCCACUUGCGUCAACCCCAUAUUUUAUGGCUUCCUGAACAAAAAUUUCCAGAGAGACCUGCAGUUCUUCUUUAGCUUUUGUGAUUUCCGGUCUCGGGAUGACGACUAUGAGACCAUCGCCAUGUCCACCAUGCACACAGAUGUUUCUAAAACAUCUCUGAAGCAAGCAAGCCCAGUCGCACCUAAAAAGAUCCACACUGAUGAUAAUGAAAAAAUCUGAACCUGCCAUAGCAUUUGGUCCCAAAUGAUUGACAUCUGCUUAAAAACAAGCACAACCUGAACGGACUUUCAUUACCUGUUCUCUUAUGGAAUGGGAUUGAAAUCAUUUAAGGAAGACCAAAAUUUUCUUGCGUUGCUUUUUAUUGCUUUUGUAGUAGUUGUCAUAAUUAUAUCUGGAACAAAAUGUGUGGGCUUUAGAAAAUUUUGGCAAUAGCCUUGACCAAACAUCUUUGAAGUGCUUUUUUGUAAACUUAUGCAUAGAGUAGAAAGGCUUUUAUAUUGUAUUUAUUAGAAAGAAAUUUCUUUAAUAUAUUUGUAUAAACUGACUUUAGAAGCUCUGUACCCGAUGUUCUCCCUCCACUGAGCCACUCUGGCUCAGUGAGAUUGUUGGUAGAUCGGACAGUCCUGCUUAGGUGAGAUUGUCAAUAGGUUGGGCAGUCCUGUGCGGUAUACACAUCCCUUCAGCCUGUUACAUGUGACAGCUGGCAAAAGCAGCAUUCAAGAUGUGAAUGCCUACUCUGAGAUUGUUCAGAAGUGACUUGCAUUGUUUUUGAAAUUUUAAGAUAGGAUUUAGUUUGCUCCUAAUUGUUCUUCACUUCAGAUGAAAAAAUGCAUUUAAAAGUACUCAGUGGUGAAUAUCAUGGGGCAUUGGGACAUCCACAAGAAUUAAGUGGGAAACCAGUUCCCUAACCUCAAUACUAUUUUGGUUUCUGACAACCAAAGGAUUUCAGAGUAUAACAAGUUAAUUAGUAUUGCUGCAUAGAGUUGGAAUAUAUUUAUUUGAAUGAAUGGUCAAGAGGCUUCUGUUCUUCAUGGACUGUUCAGUGUUUGUCAAGCCUUCUGGCAUAAAUAAAUAUAUAUGUAACUUUAAAGCAUUUAUUUCUAACUUAUAUAUGACCACAAAGUGUAUUUUCUAUACAUCAGUGCCUACAUAGCUACUCAUUUUUAAUGUUCAAUGGCCAUAUUUCAAAGGGCACCAAGGUGUACAGAGUUGAAAGACUGUCCACCCUGCCUAGGAGGGGUAAAUACCAGAAAACUGAGGUCACUUCCUGUAGCUCAUGUUAACUUAUGUGAACUGUGUGCUUUGCGGAGUCUUAACAAUCAUGCACUGUGUACCAAGGCAUUUUGUCACAUUAAUAUAUUGAUACUCAUUUCAUGUACCCUGUAAUCACGAUUGAGCCUCAGAAUCAUUGAAAGGAGAGAUAUUUAAAAAAAUAAGCGUAUCUCUGAUGUAUUAUACAAAAUAUUAAAUGUGUCUGAUUUUAGAAGGGCAGACAUUUUAUUUACUAAAAUUGUUUCUCUGUUUUCUGAACAGUC